Leguminivora glycinivorella is the source of this 523-nucleotide messenger RNA. RefSeq lists its product as uncharacterized. The transcript is spliced from 2 exons. The coding region runs from base 54 to 488 and encodes 144 amino acids. The record is from RefSeq and is a predicted model, not a curated record. NCBI's taxonomy places the organism in Eukaryota, Metazoa, Arthropoda, Insecta, Lepidoptera, Tortricidae.
AAUAUUUUUUGGGAGCGCUCGCUGUAGUGGCUGUGAUCCCAACCAGCGAUGCUAUGAUCCCAGCAUAUUCCGUCUCAGCCCUCCGCCUAGCGUUCGACGAGAUAGCAACAGUCCUGCCCAUCGCUAACCAACUCGCUUGCCUCCUCAUCCCAUUCCUUAUCAACCUUAUCAAUAACUUGAACAACUUAUCAAAUAUUGUCCAGAAUUUAACUCCAGCGAUCCUUCCUUACUUCGGAUGUACUUUACCUCUUUUAUAUGCAACUUUGACUGACUUAGCUUCAGUUUUAUUUUUAUAUAUAAGCGUAUUAAUAUCGUUAUUCAGAUCAAAUGUGUUAGCAGCUCCUGGCUUACUCAUUGGACUGGUUUCUCAGGUUUUGAACCUAGUUAUUGGUUUGUUAACCGGAUUGACGGAUAGCUCAGGACUUUUGAGCAGUUUGAUUAAGUUGAUCACUAAUAUUCUGGUGGAAUUGGAGAAACUGCUGAUUUAAACGGAUAAGUGAUAAUAAAAGCGUUUUUAAAUGUG